Messenger RNA from Theobroma cacao (cacao), 696 nucleotides. The record is from RefSeq and is a predicted model, not a curated record. NCBI's taxonomy places the organism in Eukaryota, Viridiplantae, Streptophyta, Magnoliopsida, Malvales, Malvaceae.
AAUCAUCGUACUUAAUCACCGACAAAGAAACAGAUCAAUGUCCUAAUCCUCCCUAAUUCUUACAUCAGGGCUCAAAGCCCUCUCUCCAAUCCUCCUCAAAUCUUCCUCAUCGAAUCAAUUUUCACUGUGGAAAAUCAAAUCGAUUUCAGAGCAAGAAUGGAUAACAGCGGCAACAACUCCCCGAGCUUGAUCUCUCGCGAGAAGCUGGAAGAUGUAGCAAGCUGGGUCAGUGCCACCGUGGUCUCCGCCUUCUUCUCAUCUCUUGAGCGCUGCUCCUGCGUUAACCUCGCCACCACCGACCCCGAUGAUGACGACAAUCCCGAAGAGGCCAAAGACCGCCCGCUGACCUACUCCUCAAGAUCGUCUCCCUCUCGCUAAAAGUUCGGUAACUUGCCCCGACACGUAUUUUCUGUUUCUCUUGAUUUAGGGGUUUUCUUUAUAGCAAAAAAGAAAAUUUUAAAUGUGGUGAAUUCGCUGAUUCUUGCGAUUGAAUUCGAAUUUUUAUGUAAUAAAGGUUGAUUGCGUCUUUUUCUUUUUGGAUAUUCAAUGUUCUAAUGUUGUUGAUUAUUUUGUUUUCUCAAAAGUCAAAGCCCUAAAUCGAGAAAAUGGGUCUUGAUUUUCUUGUAUAUGAUUUUAGGUUUGGUAAUGACUCUACCAGAUUUUGUAUCAAUUAAAGGUAUUACUGAUUUGGAAUUC